Molecule: messenger RNA, 239 nt
Organism: Ceraceosorus guamensis
Lineage: Eukaryota; Fungi; Basidiomycota; Exobasidiomycetes; Ceraceosorales; Ceraceosoraceae
Exons: 1
Source: RefSeq, a predicted model, not a curated record
AUGUCAUUCGUCGACAACCUCAUCAAGCAAGUGGGCCCCACUAUCGGCAUCAAAUCCGCCACGCCCAACAUUUCCUUCUUUGCCAUCCCAGCAGUCUGGGUCGUCUCCAUUCUUUGCCACUUUUACGCAGCUGCCAACGCUCCUACCAAGGAUGGCAACAAGGGCUUCAGCAAUGUCAGCCCUCGCGGUUACCUAGCUUCCAUUCAGCGAAAGGAGAAAAAGUCGCCAGCUGAGGAGCA